Medicago truncatula (barrel medic) is the source of this 678-nucleotide messenger RNA. RefSeq names its product transcription factor GTE6. Gene Ontology annotation, molecular function: protein binding. The record is from RefSeq and is a predicted model, not a curated record. Lineage: Eukaryota; Viridiplantae; Streptophyta; Magnoliopsida; Fabales; Fabaceae. The coding region runs from base 10 to 678 and encodes 222 amino acids. The transcript has 5 exons.
GACAAACCCAUGGAUUUCAAUACCAUUAAGAACCAAAUAGAGGCUAAUGACGGUACUGGAUAUAAGCAUGUUUGGGAAGCAUGUGCUGAUGUUAGGUUGGUUUUCAAAAAUGCUAUGAAAUAUAAUGACGAAAGAAGUGAUGUUCAUGUGAUGGCAAAAACUUUACGGGAAAAGUUUGAGGAGAAAUGGUUGCAAUUUCUGCCUAGAGUUGCUGAAGAGGAAACUAGACGAGAAGAGGAAGAAGCUGAAGCACGGUUAGCCAUGCAAUUUGCUCAAGAAGCAGCUCAUGCUAAAAUGGCUAAACACUUGAGUAAUGAGCUCAUGCUGGAUGAAGUUGAUUUGCAUUUAGAAGAGCUCCGGGAGAUGGUUGUUAAAAAAUGCAGAAAAAUGUCAACUGAAGAAAAGAGAAAUCUUGGAAUUGCUCUCACCAAACUGUCUCCUGAUGAUCUUAGAAGAGCAUUGAAUAUUGUUACCCAAACUAAUCCAAGCUUCCAAGCAAAUGCUGUCGAGGCGGAUCUUGAUAUUGAUGCUCAGAGUCAGUCUACCUUGUGGAGAUUAAACUUUUUUGUCAUGGAUGCUCUUGAAGUCCAGAGCCAGAAUUCAGAAAGCAUGGAUGGCGAUGAAAGAAUUAUGCGAUGCUAUUGCAAAUGUUUCGAAGAAGAAGACCAAGAAGCCUAA